This is a messenger RNA of Ostrinia furnacalis (Asian corn borer), 5131 nucleotides long. RefSeq names its product collagen alpha-1(I) chain. The coding region runs from base 53 to 4501 and encodes 1482 amino acids. Lineage: Eukaryota; Metazoa; Arthropoda; Insecta; Lepidoptera; Crambidae. The record is from RefSeq and is a predicted model, not a curated record. Gene Ontology annotation, molecular function: extracellular matrix structural constituent conferring tensile strength. Gene Ontology annotation, biological process: extracellular matrix organization. The transcript is spliced from 24 exons.
GCGGCGUGGGCGGGCCGCGCAACCCCUAUCCGACGCAUAGACCGCAGUCAGCAUGUGGUGGAGUUGGCUGGUGCUAGCGGCGCUGGCGCUGCCGGCGGCGUGCAAGGAGCUGGCGCACGACGCCGUGGAGCCGCAGGCGCAGGAGCCCGACCUCGAGAGCUACGACGAGUACUCGCCUCUCGACGAAGACGACAACGCUAUCCUCGCUGAACGAGACUUCAGAAUGUCGACAAACCUUCCCCCAAUUCGCCCUUCUACACGAACUCCACCACCAGCGCAGCGUUGCAUCGACAUCGGGCGCGCCUGGGCCGAGGGCGAGCACUGGAAGCGAGACAACUGCACCCUCUGCCAGUGCUUCGGUGGCCGCAUCAACUGCACUCAGCUUGCCGCUUGUCUCACCAAUCCAGUACCCUCAAGCAGACCAGAAAGGCCUUUAGUACCAGUAAGAGGCGUGGCCGGACUCCCUGGUGAAGAGGGCCCGUCAGGACCUCCAGGAGCACCAGGUGUCAACGGAGUCCCUGGGUCUCCGGGCAUGCCGGGGCCUAUCGGACCAAUGCCUGAUGUGAACGCGUACCUAGCGCAACUGGCGGCGGCAUCAGGAGGCGAUAAAGGGCCUGCCUUCGACCCAUAUGCGUACAUGCAAGCUUCUGUUGGACAACCCGGCAUUAGAGGAAUACCAGGACCACAAGGCCCGCCCGGCCCGCAAGGCUUUCAAGGUCCGAGAGGAGAACCCGGUGAACCGGGUUUACCUGGAUUACAAGGAACACCCGGAGAAAGGGGACCUCAAGGACCACCUGGAAAAGAUGGAUCACCCGGAGAGGAUGGAGAACCCGGGCCAGCCGGAACAGCAGGACAGACGGGACCCCGUGGCGCCCCUGGAGUGCCCGGUAUUCAAGGUCUUAAGGGUCACCGCGGGUUUGACGGCAAGGAUGGCGCUAAAGGUGAACAGGGACUGCCUGGAGAAAAGGGACCUACUGGGCUACCGGGUCAAAUGGGACCGGCUGGACCACUUGGUCCUGUAGGACCAAGGGGUGAACGUGGCCGAGAAGGUCCUCCCGGGCCACCAGGAAUGCGUGGAGCUGACGGUGCUAUUGGAGCACCUGGACCAAUGGGUAACAUCGGAAAACCUGGUGCUCCUGGCUUCCCUGGAACUCCGGGAAUGAAAGGCGAACAAGGAGCUUUCGGACCCAAAGGAAGUCAGGGCUUACAGGGCCUACGUGGUGAAUCUGGCCGACCAGGACAAUCAGGUGACGCUGGACCCCCUGGGAUUGCUGGACGUGAUGGAAUACCUGGCGAAAAGGGUGUACAAGGACAACCUGGAGCCACUGGCCCUCAAGGGUUCCCUGGACCACGUGGUACACCUGGAGUAGCUGGAGACCCAGGAAUCCCUGGAUCAAAAGGCAUGCCGGGACAACCAGGGGAAAGAGGUAUCAAAGGAGAUUCGGGUCCUCGAGGUGAAUCAGGAUCUCCUGGUCCUAGGGGAUUACCCGGCAUUAUCGGUCCUGAAGGCAAAAGAGGCAAACGAGGCUUGAGAGGCCCUGCUGGCAAUGUAGGCCCUCCAGGAGAGAGAGGUUUGAAUGGAUUAAGAGGUUUGCCUGGUCCUGAUGGUCAAAUGGGUCCAAAAGGUCAGCCAGGGGAACGUGGAGGAGUUGGUCUACCUGGAACAAAAGGUAGCUCUGGUGAUCCUGGAAGACCUGGACCACAGGGAAUACAAGGUGCUAGAGGACCUGUUGGCAGACCCGGUAUUACAGGCAAGACUGGCCCGCAAGGAGAAAGGGGUAUUCCUGGUGCUGAUGGUCGUCCUGGUGAACAAGGAUCCCAAGGAUUACAAGGACCACCUGGACUUAUGGGCAGCCCUGGAGAAAGAGGCUUGCAGGGAGAACCAGGGAAAGAUGGUGAACCCGGUCAGGCAGGACCACAAGGACCUAAAGGCGAUGCUGGACGAGAUGGAAAUCCUGGAAUACAGGGACCGCAAGGAGCUUCUGGUCCUUCUGGCGAGAGAGGUCCACCUGGGCCAGCUGGACAGACUGGUUUUCCGGGUAUGCCUGGAUCAGCUGGGUUACCAGGGUCACCGGGUAAAGAAGGUGAAAUGGGUGUAGCAGGACCAGCAGGGCCUCCAGGACCUUCGGGUCCACGGGGAGAAAGAGGGUUCCCAGGGGAACGUGGAUUGCCGGGACAAGCUGGAGCGACGGGAGAAAAGGGAGAGUCAGGAGCCCAGGGCCCUGAUGGACCACCGGGCCCAGAAGGUCCAAGAGGCAGCAAGGGACACCCAGGUCCAGUAGGCGCGAUGGGAAUGCCGGGAUUGCGAGGUAUGACUGGCUCACCGGGAGAGAAGGGCGAACGAGGAUCGGCUGGACCCCCAGGCAAUGAUGGGCCACCAGGUCGUCAAGGUGAACAAGGACCACAAGGACCUACUGGCCCAGCCGGUCCUCCGGGUGAACCAGCAGAGCGGGGUGAACCUGGUGUGGCUGGCGUCCCCGGUGAAUCUGGCGCCCCUGGCUCUCCUGGUGAAAGGGGCCAGCCGGGAAUGCAGGGCGCUCCUGGCCUCUCAGGACCUCCGGGUCUCACUGGCAUGCCAGGGCUAAAGGGUGACCGCGGAUACUCUGGAGCGAAAGGACAACAAGGGUCACCGGGUAGCCCAGGUGUACCUGGAGAACCUGGGCUUCGUGGGCUCCCAGGGCAAGCCGGCGCGAAGGGAGCUCGUGGUGAACAGGGACAUAAAGGAGAGGCAGGACACGCGGGUCUGCCCGGCAGGCCUGGAGAUCUAGGACCUCCAGGUCCUCAAGGCAGCACUGGCCCUGCGGGAACACCAGGCAUACCCGGCGCUAAAGGAGCAACUGGAGAUUCUGGAAGACCAGGCCCUUCGGGACCUCAAGGAUUAACAGGACCCGCAGGUCUUGAGGGACCUAAAGGCGAAAGAGGUAGCGAAGGCGAAUCGGGACCCCAAGGAUUAACUGGACCUCCGGGUCCUGCAGGAGAGAGAGGACCGGCUGGGCUUCCAGGAAUGUUAGGACCUCCAGGGUCACCAGGGCUUCGUGGGUCACAGGGUGAAAGCGGAAUCCCUGGAAAACCCGGUGCAGAUGGAGCUCCAGGACCCGUUGGACCACCAGGCUUACAAGGCCCGCCCGGGCAAAUGGGAGAACCAGGACCUGAAGGACGACCAGGCAAACAAGGACAACCUGGAAUAUCGGGACGACCAGGAGAUAAGGGACCGAUUGGACAGCCAGGUCCUUCUGGACCCCAGGGACCACCUGGUCUGCAGGGUCCACCAGGCCCAACUGGACAGUCAGGGCCUGCCGGCGAACGUGGGCCGCGUGGUGAAUCUGGUCCUCCUGGUGUCGAUGGACCACAAGGUCCAGCGGGCAAACAAGGAGCACCUGGUUUAGACGGCACAAAGGGCGAACGCGGUGAAGCGGGAUUAAAUGGCGCUAAAGGACAUGCGGGCUUGCCAGGUCUACCUGGUAUGGUUGGAGCUCCCGGGAGGCAAGGUGAACGAGGGUUGCCUGGGCCGGGUGGACCGCCCGGAAAAGAUGGCGAACCAGGACAUAGAGGACCCGCUGGUCGUGAUGGCAAUCCUGGACUUCAAGGACCAGCUGGCCCUGCCGGAGGUCGCGGGGCCCCGGGAGACGCAGGGCGGCACGGACCACCUGGACCGGCUGGUCCUCCCGGCCCCCCUGGCCCUCCUGGAGAAGGCUUGGCUUACGACGCUGCUGCUAUUGCUGCUAUGCUUCAACAGGGCUCAGUCAAGGGGCCAGACCCACUGGGCGAUGAUCCUAACUCGAUGCCACCUCGAUUCUUCAGCGAAGACAUGUCAGCUGCUGAGAGGAAAGAAAUCGUGAUGAAGGCGUAUGAACGACUAAAGGUGUCCCUCAAUAAGUUCCUGAAACCUGAUGGAUCAAAGGAAGCACCAGCUAAAACAUGCGCGGACAUCAAGUAUCACCAUCCAGGAUUUGAAAGUGGGCAAUACUGGAUCGACCCGAAUGGUGGGGACCUGAACGAUGCUAUCAUGGUGCACUGCGACAUGGACACUGGCAGCAGCUGCGUUUAUCCCAAACCCAUGCAGUCUAAGGACAUUACUUAUAAGGGCAAAGAUAAAGAAGUCUGGCUAAGCGAGAUGGAAGAAGGGUUCACGAUCACAUACAAAGCGGACCACUCCCAACUGACAUACCUGCAGCUGAUGUCAGCUCACGCCACUCAGAAUGUGACCUUCCACUGCCGCAACACUGUGGGAUUCUAUGACCCCGCCACAAGGAACCACCGCCACGGAAUCAAGUUGUUGGCUUAUAACGACGCUGAGAUCUUGCCUAAGGCCAACAACAGGUUGAGGUACAAGGCGCUACUGGAUGAAUGCCAAUUCAAGAAAAACACCUGGGCGAAGACAGUAGUGCACUUCGAUACGGACAAGUCAGGACGGCUGCCACUCCUGGAUGUGGGAGUCAGGGACUUGGGAAGAGCUAACCAGGAGUUCCGCGUGGAGCUGGGCCUUGCUUGCUUCAGCUAGGACCAAAGGAGAUCACCCACGACAGGAUUAUCACGUCGACACAUAAUAAACUCAACAGAGAGUCGAGGUAGUAAAUGACACAAAUAGAUCUACCUCGAGUUUACCUCACAUUGUGUGUGAUAAAAUAAUCUUAACAUGCGGAUUGCGGGUGUUCCAAUGAACGGAGAUCGUGAUAAUUGCGAUAUUAAUUUCCUAAUCGUGUAACUUAGCAUCUAUCGCUAUUCGCAGUUGUUUAAUUUCAGUAUGAUGUUGUUCAUGUAUUACUGAGAUAAACCCAUGAGUGAAUCACUGCUACUAGUUUUUUCAGCUGUUUCAAAAAACAUUUUUAUUAUGUUUGUUAAAAGUGGUCGUGAUAAAUGUUGAGUUACUCAAUUAGUAACUUAAUUAAUUAGUAACUUGAGACCUUAUAGUCGUACAUAGGGGCGAAAAUAAAACGAAACGAAUUCUAUCAAGAUCUGCGUUUAAAUUCUUUUAAGGUGCCAGAGUUAUUAUUAAGUUUUCCAUAUCAACGUAUUUUUUUGCUUUAAUCAAUACCAAUGAAUGACGUAUAUUAUUUCGUUAGUUUAACUCUACCAAAGAUUUUUUUUACAAUACGUAUUAGUCUACAUUCGGAUAAUGAAUGUACGAAAU